This is a messenger RNA of Porites lobata, 939 nucleotides long. NCBI's taxonomy places the organism in Eukaryota, Metazoa, Cnidaria, Anthozoa, Scleractinia, Poritidae. The record is from the annotation of a GenBank genome assembly.
AUGGAGAAUAUUGCCCACCAAAAGGGCAUCGAAACAGGCCGACCGUGCUUCUUCGAAGGAGUUUCACAGACACUGCAGCUUAACUACUUCUAUUACUCGAACUUUGCUCUUACUCCGAUCACUUUAUUGUUGGCUUUGUGGUGUUUCCUGUCAAACGGGUUUGUACUGCUGAUGUUUAUAAAAGGCAAGCUUCAAUUACGUGCAGGGCUUUGUUCUCUCUGCUGUUUGACCACGACCGAUGUCUUGUGGUCGGGGUUGGUGAUCCCAUUGUACGUGAGUUUCAGGAUCAAAGAGCUCCUUAGUGGCCGAACUUGUGCCAAUAAAAGCGAUUGGGAUAAUCCCAUCAUGGUUGCCUCUUUCUUUCUCUGUCUAUUUUCUACAGUGGGAACUCUUGGCGUGAUGAGCGUAGAUCGGUAUUUGGCUGUUUCCAAACCGAUGUGGUACAAAGUGGUUAUCAAAAAUCGCCACAUUAUAACAGCUUGCUGUGGAGUGUGGCUCAUUACGUUGGCAAUGGUGAUCCUAAAACAAAUUGCCCCCUUUCCUCGAAAGGUGGUCGAGCUCUUUGAGGCAUGCUACAUGGUGAUUUGUUCCUCCCUGAUCAUCGUCCUUCAGCUGUUUUCCCUACUGGUGCUUCGCAAGCACAACAAUGGAGUCGCAAACAUGGUUGAAGGAGGCGCCCAAGGAAACGGCCACGGAAGCGCCAUGGAGCGUAAACUAACCAUCCUCACUCGCCAUGUUGUUGUUUUACUAGGCGUAAUUAUUAUUCCUGUAGGUUUGUCAGUGGUUGUGUCGAGCAUUGUUCGGAUGGAUCUCAGUCCCUUUGCAGAGCCCGUGUACUUUACCCUGGCCACACUGUGCUCUGGUAUCAACCCUGUGCUGUACUACAGAGGGAAUUCUCAGAUAAGACAAGGAUUAACGAGUCUUGUGAAAUUCCAGUGA